AGUACACUAUCCAUUGUGUACAAGUGAAAGGUUCACAUAAAUAUUACGGAAAAUUAAAAGUUAUUUUUAUUGAUGAAAAAGGUAGUUUCGAAAACAGUUAUGCUGUUUAUGUUCUUGAUAUUGACCACCCUAGCUUUCUUGGUGUAUUAUAUCUACCAGUUAGGAACUAAAAAUGAAGAUUACUUCAUCAAAAGAGGACUCAAAUUCCGUAAACCAUUGUUUCUUCUUGGGAAUAACUUUCCUAUAGUAUUCAGGCGCUCUAAUUUUUUCGAUUUCGUAAAGAAUUUGUGCAAGGGAUAUACUGGAGAAAAAAUGAUUGGAUACUUCGCUUUUCGUGAACCUGUCGUUGUAGUCCUCGAUCCGGAAAUAGCUAAACAACUUGCUGUCAAGGAAUUCGACAAUUUUGCCGAUCAUAAAGUAUUUCUCUCUGAAGAAGUAGAUCAACUUGUAGGAAAUUCCCUAAUGGCUCUCACGGGACAAAAGUGGAAAGAUAUGAGAGCUACAUUGAGUCCUGCUUUCACAGGGAGUAAAAUGCGUUUAAUGUGUGACUUUAUGGUGGAGAGUUGUGAUCAAAUGGUCAGCUAUUUGAAAGAAGAAGUCACCAAGAAAGGACUACAAUCGUAUGAUGUUAAAGAAUUAAUUGCAAGAUUAGCCGUAGACGUUAUUGGAACAUGUGCUUUUGGAGUGAAAGUGGAUUCCUUAAAGGACAAAAAUAAUGAAUUUUUCGUAACUUCGAGGAGUCUCAUAAACUUCACUUCGAUAUCCCUACAAAUUAAAUUUAUUCUCUAUAUCAUUUGUCCACAAAUAAUGAAGUUCUUCAAAAUUUCUUUCUUUUCGGAAGCUGCUAGUAAUUUUAUUCGUAAAAUCGUCCUUGAUACAAUGAAGACAAGAGAAGAAAAGAAUAUCAUUCGACCUGAUAUGAUUCAUCUCUUGAUGGAGGCUAAGAAAGGAAAUUUAAUUGACGCUGGAAAUGAUAAAGAUUCUGCAGGAUUUGCAACAGUUGAGGAAUCAGACAUUGGAAUGAGAACUUUUAUUAAAAGAUCUUGGAAGGAUGAUGAACUUGUUGGGCAGUGCUUUCUCUUCUUUUUGGCUGGGUAUGAAGCACUAUCUACAAUCACAAGUUUUGUUAUCUAUGAAAUCAUGGUUAACACCGAUGUACAAGAUAAACUCUAUCAAGAAGUUUCUGAAAUGGACAAAAAAUCAGAAGAAAAAUCUUUGAAUUAUGAUACACUAAAACAACUCAAAUAUUUGGAUAUGGUUGUAUCGGAAGUUCUGAGGAAGUGGAGUGGUCCAGCCCUUGAUAGAGUUUGCACUCGAGAUUUCACUUUCAAAUACGAUGUUGAUAAGGAAUACACUUUCCACAAGAACGAUCUUAUCUGGAUCCCUACUGCAAGCUACCAUCAUAAUCCAGAAUUCUUUCCAAAUCCGGAAAAAUUCGAUCCCGAAAGAUUCAGUGAUGAGAACAAAGAUUCUAUUAACUUAUCGGCUUAUGCACCUUUUGGGAUUGGUCCUAGGAAUUGCAUUGGUUCUCGUUUUGCAUUAAUGGAGAUGAAGUCAACCAUCUACUAUUUGGUAUUGAACUUCCAUGUUGAACCAACAGAGAAAACCCAAAUUCCCAUCAAAUUUACUAAUAGUGUAAUAGGACUACAACCUGAGAAGGGAAUUCAUGCACAAUUUCGUCCAAGAUAUUAAGUUCUACUCACUACAAAUCUCUUGAUUUGUCUUUAGUAUAAGGUGUCAAGUUUGUCUUAAUUGUAUUUGUGAUAUCCAAUACACUCUGACCAAAAAUAUACAUAGAUAAAGCA
This is a messenger RNA of Phlebotomus papatasi, 1805 nucleotides long. RefSeq names its product probable cytochrome P450 9f2. Bases 73 to 1692 code for a protein of 539 amino acids. NCBI's taxonomy places the organism in Eukaryota, Metazoa, Arthropoda, Insecta, Diptera, Psychodidae. The transcript has 3 exons. The record is from RefSeq and is a predicted model, not a curated record. Gene Ontology annotation, molecular function: monooxygenase activity; iron ion binding; oxidoreductase activity, acting on paired donors, with incorporation or reduction of molecular oxygen.